Jaculus jaculus (lesser Egyptian jerboa) is the source of this 1655-nucleotide messenger RNA. RefSeq names its product chromosome 1 C9orf50 homolog (gene C1H9orf50). Lineage: Eukaryota; Metazoa; Chordata; Mammalia; Rodentia; Dipodidae. The transcript is spliced from 6 exons. The record is from RefSeq and is a predicted model, not a curated record. Bases 1 to 1302 code for a protein of 433 amino acids.
AUGCAGCGGCGGCACCGGGGUCCCGGGGCCCAGGAGGCAGCGCCCAAGCGCUGUCCCCGCGCCGGCGACCCCCGACGGAGCGGCGCGCGGCUGCCCGGGCGGACGGCCCCGGGCGGCGGCGGCUCCGAGUGGUGGCAGGACCGGGACCCCGAGUCCCCGCGGCCCGCGCCGCGCCUGCCCGGGCUGCUGCUCGGGUCCCCGCGGGGGGCGCCGGGCCGGGGCGCGCUGGGGGCGCUGCUGCUGCCGCCGCUGCUGUCGGCCGGCGCGGGCGCCCCGCGCAGCCCCGAGGCCCGGCGCCCCCGCGCCCCCGCCGCCGCCGCGGGCGGGCUCCUGGAAGGACUGCUGCCCUGCAAGUUCCGGGACUUCCUGCGCCAGCUGCGCGCCAAGUGCGCCGAGCUCGAGCCCGAAGCCGAGCCCCGGCCGCACACACCCCCAGCACGACAGCCUCUCUUCAGCAAGUCCAAACACUGGCAACACCCUCAGUGCCCCAACUGCUCUUUCCUCCCAGACCUGCACGACCAGGCAUCUUACUUGCCGGACAGCAAGGAGACUUUGUUCCACCAGAAGCCUACACUGUGGUCCCCAAGAAGUGAGCACUCACAAUUCACCCCGGUCAAAACGGCCAGCCAGUUCCACAGCACGCAGGUACCCAGGGUCAAGACUGUGCUAAUUCAGACCCCAUCCAGGGAAGGCUCCAGGCCUUGCAGGCGCUAUUGCCCUUUCCGGGUGCGAUUUGCGGACGAGACUUUACAGGACUCGGCCCUGCGCUACUGGGAACGCAGCCGGGCAGUUUGCCAGAACGGCCUCCAGACCCAGCAGACCACCCUGCCAACUGGAUCGGUGUCGGAGCGGGUGCUGGGGAGCGUUGGGAAAUGGCUGGAGAGCCUACCAAGAGCCUUGCACCCCGAGGUCAAGAAAGCUGUGGGCAGUUCCUCGUGCUAUGACUACCCCUACCGGUCCGCUCAGGAGCCGAACAUGCGCCUUUCGGAGGGUGCCUCCGGGAAGAGCGCCCUGCUCUUCAUCCCCCGGGCCAGCACCCCAAGGCAUCAAGGAGGCCUCAAGACCUUCUUAGACACCUGCAACCCAAUGCAGGAGCCGGUGGACAAAUGGCCCUCCUCCUGGAGUCAGAAGUUGAGCAGUAUCCAGCAGUGGCCAAAGCAGCCCCCACAUGACUCCGGGGAGACCCUCCCUCGCUUAUUCGGUCACUAUAGGACGUUCAGUCAGGACCUGUAUGGCCCGGCCUCUCUCCAAACAGGCACAGGGCAGGCUGUUGGAACCAGCCCCAGCAGCAAGAAACUGUAGGCUGGGGGUAGGCUGCACUGUUUCCAGGGCUGAAGAAUUGGGGGCUGGGGGAUCUCUGCCUGUUGCUCCCUAGGGAUGCUGGACUCCGGGAACUCAUGUUCUGCCUCAAGUCCUGGCAGUGCCCAGCUGGGCCUCCUUGUCACUCUAGGAGUCCCUUUCUGCCCAGUUUGGUGCUGCUGCAGCCUAUCCUGAAAGGAGGCAGCCCUAGGGGUUACUGAAACCCCCCCCCCCCCCCCCGGCUUCCACAACUCUGCUGCAGACCCAGAGGUCAAUGGCCACCCAAGCCCCAGUACCCAGGCCAAGCUAUGAGGAGAGCCCUCCUUCACCCCACAAAUAAAUGUGCUUCCCACGUG